This is a messenger RNA of Oryzias latipes (Japanese medaka), 3251 nucleotides long. RefSeq names its product cadherin-18. The record is from RefSeq and is a predicted model, not a curated record. Gene Ontology annotation, cellular component: plasma membrane; adherens junction; catenin complex. Gene Ontology annotation, molecular function: beta-catenin binding; cadherin binding; calcium ion binding. NCBI's taxonomy places the organism in Eukaryota, Metazoa, Chordata, Actinopteri, Beloniformes, Adrianichthyidae. Gene Ontology annotation, biological process: cell migration; adherens junction organization; cell-cell adhesion mediated by cadherin.
AUGAUUCACGCGCUGCGAUCUGGGCAGCAGGAGCAGCAGAGGAGCCGCUCUCUCGCCCCCCUACAUCCAUAAUUCAGCAUCUGCUCCUUCUUCUUCCUCCUCCUGCCUUUUUUCGCCCCCUCCCAUCUCCUCCCUGCCUCUGCUGUCUCUACUCACCAACGUGCACACUCCCGCACAGCAUCCACAACCUGAAGCAUCAGUCGCUUGGAAAUCACUCAUCUGGAACUUGAUGCCAAGAGAAGGACAUGAGAAUGGCUUCCAGGAUUAACCUCUGCUCUUGGUAGAACGACCCACGAGUUCACAUCUGUUUGAACAACAUCUCACGGCCCAGGAAAUCCCAGAAUGUAAACGUGACCCCAUUUUUCAACUCCCGGCUUUUGGCCAUGAACCUGAAAGGACCUUCCUGGACUUCUCCUUCCAUAGUUGGGAUUUGAUUCCCCUUUUGGCUCAGACCACUGCUCAGGUCUGCAGCAGUGGCUGUUGGUGGCAGCUGCUGCUGCGGUGGACCUCGCCCCCUUGGAACACAGGGAUCCGUUUACAAAAGCAAGCACCGCCAUGAGGAUACCCAUGACCUGCUGUCUUUGCCCAUUUUUGGUCUGCCUCUGCUUCAUCCAGAGAUGCUAUGGGGCCAGCCACCAUGUCCCCACCAAAGUGCCCUCCAAGAACCAGACCAAACUGGCCAAUGGGGAAACGGAGGUGCACCACAGGCCUAAGCGUGGCUGGAUCUGGAACCAGUUCUUUGUUUUAGAAGAACACAUGGGACCAGAUGCACAGUAUGUGGGAAAGCUUCACUCAAACUCAGAUAAAGGAGAUGGAUCUGUCAGGUACAUUCUGAGUGGAGAAGGAGCUGGGACUAUAUUUAUCAUCGACGAGGUGACAGGAGAUAUUCAUGCCACCAAAAGCCUUGAUCGGGAAAGGAAAGCACAUUAUGUCCUGCAUGCUCAAGCUUUGGACCGGAACACAGAGGAAGCCCUGGAACCAAAGUCCGAAUUCAUCAUCAAAGUGCAAGACAUCAAUGACAAUGCACCGAAAUUUCCAGAUGGACCCUUUGAAGCUACAGUACCUGAAAUGUCUGAAGUGGGCACCUCUGUACUGCAAGUCACAGCGACCGACUCUGACGACCCCACCUAUGGAAACAGCGCCAAAAUCGUCUACAGUAUUCUACAAGGACAGCCAUAUUUCUCUGUCGACCCUAAAACAGGAAUCAUCAGGACGGCCUUACCAAACAUGGACCGGGAAGCCAGAGAGCACUACACAGUGGUGAUCCAAGCCAAAGACAUGGCAGGCCAGGUUGGAGGCCUCUCUGGUUCCACCACCAUCAACAUCACCCUGACCGACGUCAACGACAACCCGCCCAAAUUUCCCCAAAAAAAUUACCAGGUGUUGGUGCUGGAAUCAGCGGAGGUUGGAACACCUGUUGGGAAGCUCAAAGCCAACGAUGAUGACCUUGGCACCAACGCAGACAUCAAGUAUACUAUCAUCAACUCAGAGGGGGCCAACAUGUUCUCCAUAGCCACCAACAGAGACACAAAGGAGGGAAUUGUCAGCCUCAAAAAGCCCCUCAACUACGAGAGGAAGAAGACCUACACGCUUCACAUCGAGGGACUGAAUACACAUGCGGAUCCUCGUUUUACCUAUCUCGGGCCCUUCAAGGACACGGCCACCCUUAAAAUCUCCGUGGGGGACGUGGACGAGGCCCCCGUCUUUUCCAUGGAUUAUUAUAUUCUGGAUGUUUAUGAAAACUCCCCCAGCGGCACGGAGGUGGGAACAGUCACAGCUCGAGAUCCGGAUGGAGACAACAAACCCGUCAGAUACGAGCUGGACAGCAAAGAGGAGGAGGAGAGCUACUUCCGAAUCGAUGCGAAGAGCGGAGUCAUCAGAACCACGCAGCCUCUGGACCGGGAAGACACGCCGUGGCACAACAUCACUGUGGUGGCCUCGGAGGUUGGUAAUCCGGUCCUCUUCAGCCACGUUCCUGUCACCGUCCAGGUCCUGGACACCAACGACAAUCCACCGGAAGUAGCAGCUGAUGAGGAAGUCAUUGUUUGUGAGAGUUCAAGACCUGGCCAGGUGAUCCAGACGGUCAGAGCGGUGGAUAAGGACGACUUCGCCAAUGGACAGCGGUUUUCUUUUGCUCUGCCAAGCCAGCUCCCCGUUAAUCCCAACUUCACCCUGAAGGACAACGAAGACAGCACGGCCAGCAUCAUCGCCAGAAGACGCCGUUUCAGCCACCUGACGCAGGAGCUGUACGAGCUGCCCAUCGUGGUGUGGGACGGGGGGGAGCCUUCGCUGACCGGCACCAGCACCUUGACGCUGCGGGUGUGUCCGUGCCAGCGCCACGGCAGGAUCCGGAUGUGCCAGGGCGAGGCCUUCCUCUCCUCUGCGGGGCUCAGCACGGGGGCCCUGAUCGCCAUCCUGCUGUGCAUCAUCAUCCUGCUGGCAAUCGUGGUUCUCUUCAUCACACUGAGGCGCAGCAAGAAGGAGCCCCUCAUCAUCUCUGAAGAAGACAUUAGGGAGAAUGUGGUGACCUACGACGACGAGGGAGGCGGCGAAGAGGACACGGAAGCUUUCGACAUCGUUGCUCUGCGUAAUCCGGCCGCAGCAGAGGAGCUGAAGUUCAGGCGGGACAUCCGCCCAGAAGCCAGGAGUCAGUGUGGCUUUGCGCACGGCCAGCGGAGCCCGUCUGUGGAGCUGGACGAGGUGGACGUGCACAAGUUCAUCAAACAGAGACUGGUGGAGGCUGACAUGGACGCCAGCGUGCCACCCUACGAUUCCCUACAGACCUACGCUUAUGAAGGUCAGGGCUCUCCUGCAGGGACCAUCAGUCCGUUAGACUCUCUUGGUGUACAAUCGGAGCAGGAAUACAACUACCUGGAUGACUGGGGCCCCGAGUUCCAGAAACUAGCAGAACUCUACGGAGAAGCAGAGUCGGAUGUGACAACCUAGUGUGUGAUCGGACUCCAGUUCAAACCCGACCGUUUGAAACCCGUUUUUUCAGCUUUUCUGUGAAUGACAUCAACAGAGACCUUCAAACAGUUCGAGAGCCUUUCAACUUUUGCUGUUGAACUCUGACGACUGUUUGGUUUUUGUUUUUCCAUUUUGUUGCGUCAGAUCGUGGAUCACUCGUCUGAAAGUGUCAAAGAUUUUAAGAUCGGAAAAUAUAAAUUUGGGCCAGAGGAAAACCCUCUCCUUGGUGUAUAUUUUUUAAUGCUCAAUAAAGUCCUGAAAUCCAUUGGAGUGGAAAUGUGAAA